AUCCUUGACUUCUAUAUUUAGCUCGUCCCAGGGUGCUAUUUCGACUGCAUGGCAGUCGUUUAUAAGCCCUUGGGUCGCCGCUCCCACUUUUCUCCUGCUUUCUCUCUUCCCCCCCCGUCAAACUUGUAGUUAGCGCGAAAACUUUCCCUUUUUCUUUUAAUACCACAAGCACUUUCCCUUUCCUCCCCAAAUAAACACACCGAACCCUGAAACCCAGAAGUGUCAUGAAAACAGACCCAACGGCGGGUCAGCUCGGAGCUGGGCUCUGAUCGAUACAUAUAAAAGCACGUAUUUCUGGACCUGGGCGGAGGGGAGAGCGUGCGGACUCGGUUUAGACGGCUGAAGCCAUGGGGCAAGCGGAGGAGCUAAUCCGGAUGGCCAAAAAGUUGGAUAAGAUGGUGUCCAGGAAGAACACGGAAGGAGCCCUUGACCUGCUGAAGAAAUUGAAUAGCUGCGCCAUGACCAUUCAGCUGCUGCAGACCACAAAAAUUGGUGUGGCUGUCAACACGGUGCGUAAGCACUGCUCGGACAAGGAAGUGGUGACAUUGGCUAAACUCCUUAUCAAGAACUGGAAGAGGCUGUUAGAGUCAUCAGGGACCCAGAAAGGGAAGAAAGAGAAUGACAAAGACAUUGCUGUCUCUGGCUGGAAAGCUGAAACUGCACUCUCCAGCCCUGUGAAUGUCUCCAAAAGUCCUGAUGGAAAGCUGGAAGACAGGAAAUUGAAUAAAUCCACCCCACAGGAGGUAAUGCUGAAGAGUAGUUCUUCCUUGGUCUCCAAGCCAGACAGAGAUCCCAAGGAUGCAUCUACUUCCCAAAAGUCACACUUGGAGCUCAAAAAAGAGAGGAGGGACUCCAAAGAUUCAAGAUCUUCCAGCUCCACCGCUGCUGCUGCUUCUUCCUCUCCCAAGAGACUGUCAGUGUACAAGAGAGCCUCUACCAGCUCCAACCCGGUGGCGUCGUCUCCUGGAUCUCAUAAAAACAAGGAGGAUAGCAAAGAUGAAAGAUCAAAUGACAAAUCUCGAGGUGAGGUUCCCAGGAUGCCAGCCAGUCCAGUCACGCCAACAUUUGGGACUUCUGUCUGCUUCUUGCCCUCCUGCUAUUUGACAGGAGACUCCAUUAGAGACAAGUGUAUUGAGAUGGUCUCUGCAGCCCUGAAAAUGGAUGACGAUUACAAGGAAUUUGGGGUCAAGUGUGAUAAGAUGGCAGCUGAGAUUGAAGAUCAUAUCUUCCAAGAGCUGAAGAGCACAGAUAUGAAAUACCGAAACCGAGUAAGGAGCCGGAUUAGCAACCUGAAAGACCCCAAGAAUCCUGGUUUGCGUCGCAAUGUGCUGUGUGGAGCCAUCCCGCCUGCUCUAAUUGCAAAGAUGACGGCAGAAGAAAUGGCUAGCGAUGAGCUGAAGGAGCUAAGGAAUGCCAUGACCCAAGAAGCUAUCCGCGAGCAUCAGAUGGCGAAGACAGGAGGUACAACCACCGACCUCUUCCAGUGCGGAAAAUGUAAGAAAAAGAACUGCACUUAUAAUCAGGUGCAAACACGGAGCGCCGAUGAGCCCAUGACCACUUUCGUGCUCUGUAAUGAGUGCGGGAAUCGCUGGAAGUUCUGCUGACGCUCUUUGCGCCCCUAUGCCAGCUACAUGAAGAAGAUGCUCUCCUGUUGCAGCCAAAGAGAUAAGAGAAUCUUUGAACUGAUGAAAUAGAAGCAGGACAAGAAAACAGCCGGCAAGGUUGAAGUGCUGGAGUUUCAGCCCCCAUCAGAACUCUUUAAAAAAAAAAAUGCAAUAGAUUUGGAUGAAUUACUUAAAGAGAAUCCUAUCUUUGUACUAGUUCAGGUGAUAUAUUGGUGCCCUUACUGGGAGGGCUGUGUGUGUUCCGCAGUUAUAUUGCGCAAAGGCAGACAUUAAUACUGAGCAUAGAAUGCCACAGAUUGUGGAUUGCUCCCUGCUUUUGUUUUGGGAAAUGUAAAUGUUCCAUUCUCAAGGCUGCAAAGAUUGGUUUGGCAGUGCAUGCGUGGGCAAUGUCUAGUGAAGUCUCCAAAGCCAGAGGAAGAUUCUGAUGUCAAGAAAACAUGGAUGCUGAGGGCCUCGCUUGGUGAUUAGCAGCUUAUUCAAAUCAAAGAGUAUAGUUUAUUGAGGCAAAUCGUAAGUAAUGUUUAAAAACAACAGCAGCAGCAGCAAGAAGGAAAGAAGCAUGGGAUAUACACAGUUCUGACUCUGUAAUCAGGAGUCCAAUAGCCAGACCUCUCCCUUGCUGCCAGAAGGUGGCAUCUAUUAGAAGAUUCGUAGAGACUCAACCCUCAAUUGGAUGGAUUAGAAUUUGAUCCACUUGAUAUUUCCAUCCAUGGUUUAACCCAACCUUGACUCCAUCACCCCUAUUUUGUUUAUUUUGCUAAGUUGGGGUGGAUUUUUUUGGCAAGAGAGAGGUCACCAGAUGUCAAGAAAGAGACUUUUUGUACCUUAAUAGAAAGACCAUCAACCCAGGUACUUUCUCUUCCCAUUUUUUGACUAUACGCUAUCAGCUACCAAAAUGUUUGUUUCCUGUCCUGUGACUUUCAUAUAGGCUAAAUCCAAGCACUGAUCUCCUUUGGUUGGCAUUGUCACUCCACAUUCUUCCAAAGCUGCGCUCCUGGAAUCCUUUACAGGAGAUUACGGGCACAGGUUGAACCUGGAUGUAAAGAAUGCUUGCUAGCACCAAGAGUUGACACCACUUGCCCCUUCCUGCUUUUUGUCACUGUAAAGACAAAAGCAAGUCAUAAUAACCAAUUCACUAGCACCACGAUAGAUUCAGGGUUAUCCAAGCACACCGGGAGGCUAGUUUUGAAUAGGCCACUGUUCUUCGGAUACCUAUUUUACAAAAGGGUGCCAGUCACUGGACAUAAGGCAGUUAUGAAUCCUCCUUCAGGGUAUCUGGUGGUGGAUCUGUGGCUAGUCUGACCUGCUGAUCAGCCUUCCUCAGCUUGGGCAUCCAGUUGCUAUGUGGGCUUAACUUGCAGAAUCCCCCAGCCAGCACAGCUAUUGCAAAGCAUUCUGGGUCCAUGUUUUGGAGGGCAGUUAAGUUGGGAAAGAUGGAUAUCUUCUUGUAGGGAGGGAGCUAGACCUGAGAAGCAGCCCUAGUUGUCGUGUUGGGGGUGUAAUAUAAUUCAGCAUGGCAGAUAAUUUCCCAGUUAUUGUUCUGCUAUGAAAUUAUCAAGGAUUUUGAGCAAACAAGUGAAUCCUGCUGGGGUGUUUGGGAUGUCAGAGUUUGCUGAGGUUCUGCCUCUGACCUGGAGGUACAGAACUAGUAAAGAAAUGUGUACAGCUAUUGCAUGAUGAGGAAUUUCCUCUUUUGUUACUUUACUGUUUUUUUUUCUUUUAUUUUCAAAUGACUUCAUGCCAUAUAGAGCAAGUACUAGGAUUGUCCAAACCAAAUGCCCAAUGGAAAACAGUAAACUGUGAAUGCUCACCUGUCA
This is a messenger RNA of Python bivittatus (Burmese python), 3442 nucleotides long. The record is from RefSeq and is a predicted model, not a curated record. Lineage: Eukaryota; Metazoa; Chordata; Lepidosauria; Squamata; Pythonidae.